Messenger RNA from Ogataea polymorpha, 1574 nucleotides. RefSeq lists its product as uncharacterized. Lineage: Eukaryota; Fungi; Ascomycota; Pichiomycetes; Pichiales; Pichiaceae. The record is from RefSeq and is a predicted model, not a curated record. Gene Ontology annotation, cellular component: mitochondrial ribosome; mitochondrial large ribosomal subunit. Gene Ontology annotation, biological process: mitochondrial translation. Gene Ontology annotation, molecular function: structural constituent of ribosome. The transcript has a single exon. The coding region runs from base 1 to 852 and encodes 283 amino acids.
AUGUCCCGCUAUUUCCAUACCACUGCGCUAGUAGCAGCCAGAAAGCGGAUUCCGCCUACCGUUAAACUGAGACCACCUAUUUUGCCCACCAUAAACAACAUCACUGUGAAGGAGGACCAUCCGCUGUGGCAGUUCUUCCACGAGAAGAAGUUCGUCAGAGACCAGUCAGAGGUCGCUUUCACUGGCAGAGCUUGGUCUGUGCAGGAGCUUAGACGAAAGUCAUGGGAAGAUUUGCACGGUCUGUGGCAUGUGUGCUUGAAAGAGCGCAAUAAACUGGAGAGAGAAAUCCACAUUUUUCGCCAGCAGGGAGACAACCCAGUGGGCAGCGAUUACCAGAAGCUGAACGAUGAGAUUCAUAAGUCCAUGUGGAGAAUCAAGCAGGUGCUGACGGAACGCGACCAUGCGCUGAAAAACGCCCAGAAAGAGUUCAAAGUCAACGGAGACCAGUAUCUGCAAGAGUUCAGAGAAAAGUACCUUACGGCGGAAAAUGUUGAGACAAACGAGUGGUAUGACAAGCUAGAGAGACUGCAGCAAGCUAUUUUCGGCAUUCCAGAGUUUCUGGACGCAGAUUUCAAGGUCGAUCUCAGAUUUGUCCAAGGUGUCAAAUACAUCGGCCAGCUCAAGUUCGAUAGGUUUGCCGAGCAAAUCGGCCGCACAGACCUGGCGCCCCUCAGAGACGUGGCAGAGCUGUACACUCUAUUUGAAGAGAGCGCGAGCGCAGAAGGUGUGGCUGAGGCAUGUGCCAAGAUCGACGAGUAUAGAGAGAACGAUAUUGUGAUUCCUGCCUCCAAAGAGGUCCAGGUUGUCCAGGGCUUUGUGCAGGAAAAGCUAGAGUCGCUUGAGGCCGAAUAGAUGUACAUAGUUAAAAUUAUAUCUCUAUAUGCUGUAUCUGUGAGAGGACCUCGGAGAGCUUAGAAGCAAGAGCUUCCCAUUUGCGCUUGCUCUCCUCGAUCUGCGUCUUGAAAUUCUCGCACUCGGCAAUCUUUGCAUCAAUUUGGGCCGUCAGCUGCUGGAAACUCUGCUGGAACGAAGCGCUGCUAAGCUGGAACUCGUAUACGUUAUUACUGACCUCGCGACCAUUUUUUAUGAUCGACGCCGCGUCGAUCUCCUCGCCAAAAAGCGUCUCUAUCUCUUCUCUGGUCAAUGUGAUUGUGCGUGAGCGACGUAGAUACUGCUGGACAACAGAGUUAAUCUUGCGACGGUUCUUCAGCAACUCCUUGGCAUUUUCGAUUUUCUUUGUGAGCUGCUUGCUUUCGUCCACUUCUUUGUCGAUGUACGCGAGAAGCUUGGCGUUGAUAGACAUCUCCAUCGCCUCGGCGUCCUUGCUUGCAUUCUUGUACUUUAGCGAGUCCACCAGGAGGUUCAGAUUUGUUCUGAACCGCGCUAGAUCCAAUUCGGCCUGCGAUUUGCUCAGCUCCUCUGAAUCCACAGAAACCAGUCUGUUCUCACGUGCAGCAGCAAGAUACCCCAGUAGCCUGCUCUUAAGCUUCACAUAGGUAUCCACCUCCAGGUCGAGCACGCGCCGCCUGUUUUUCAUCGCAAUCUGCUGCUCGUACAAUGCAGACAUUGAAUUU